AUGGCAUUCCGCUACAGCGCGCCACUGGAGGAGCGCGACGGCCUGGCGUCGUUCUCGCAGUGCCGCGUGCUGCGGCGCAACUUCUCGGCGCUGCUGGCCGCCGCGCCCUCCGAGGAGGAGCUGCUGCUGCUGCCGCGGCCCGCGGCCAACGCCAGCGCCGCCGCCGGGCCCUGCCACAGCGGCUGGCACUUCGACUACUCGCAGUACGCCACCACCGUCAUCACGGAGUGGGAGCUGGUCUGUGACAGGGACUACUACGCAACGCUGGCACUCGUCCUUCUGGGCGUGGGCGGCCUCAUCGGCAACUACAUCUUCGGGUACCUGCAGGACAGCAUCGGGCGACGUCCGGCGUUCUUCAUCUACUUGUUCAUCGAGUGCUUCUUCGGCAUCGCUACGGCAUUCGCUCAGGACUUCGUCACGUGGACGCUCCUACGCUUUGGACUCGGUUUCACCGUCCCUGCCAUCCUUGGAACACCGUACGUCCUUGCGAUCGAGUUGGUGGGCCCGGAGAAGCGCACGACAAUGACGAUAAUGAGCAACAUCGCGUACUCCUUCGGACUGGUACUGCUGUCUGCCGUGGUGUACCUGGUGCGCGACUGGCGCCAGCUGGCGCUCGCCACCUCGGUGCCGUUCCUCUCCUUCUUCCUCUAUUGGUGGGUGCUUCCCGAGUCCCCGCGCUGGCUGCUGGCGAGAGGUCGCUUCGAGGAGGCGGAGACCAUCCUGAAGAAGAUCGCGCGCGUCAACGGCAAGUCGCUGCCGGCCAACUACAUGGUGCAGCUCAAGCGCAGGUUCCAGGUGGAGCAGCACGUGCAGCACCGCGAGAAGCAGCGCCGCUACGGCAUCACCGACCUGGUGCGCACGCCCAACAUGCGCCGCAAGACGCUCAUCAUCACCUUCAUCUGGUUCACUAACACGAGCGUGUACGUGGGCCUGUCGUACUACGCGCCUGCGCUGGGCGGCGACGAGUUCCUGAACUUCUUCCUGGCCGGCGUGGUGGAGCUGCCGACCUACCUGUUCCUGUGGCCGGCGAUGGAGCUGUGGGGCCGCCGCUGGACGCUGUGCCUCAGCAUGGCGGUGGGCGGCGCCGCCUGCCUCGCGACCGUCCUCGUCCAGAGCAAUCCGUCGCUGACGCUCGGGCUGUACUGCGUGGGCAAGAUGGGCAUCUCCUCGUCGUACGUGGUGCUGCCGCUGCUCGCCUCGGAGCUGUACCCCACGGUGGUGCGCGGCAUCGGCAUGAGCACCUCGUCCGUCUUCGGCAUGCUGGGUCCCAUCUUCAUCCCGCUGCUCAACUACAUGGGGGAGGAGAUGCUGGUACUGCCGCUGAUGACGAUGGGGGCGCUGCUGGUGGCGGGCAGCGCAUGCAGCCUGCUGCUACCGGAGACGCUGCACCGCGGUCUGCCGCAGACGCUGGAGGACGGCGAGGCCUUCGGCCGCGACUGGAGCUGGAGGGACUUCAUCCGCUGCUGUCCGCCCAGAGUGGGAGACGUGUCAAUGGAAGAUAAGCCAACGUCCUUAGAAUCACCACUAAGAAGCCUGGUGCUGCAGCACCACCAAAAGGCGGCGGCGGGCAGCGGCGCGUCUCCGCCACAGAACACGCCGUCCGCAUCACCGUCGUGUGAAGUCCGCCGCCCGACGCCCCGCUGACGACACAAGUGCCUUCUCCUGUCUGCUCCUCUCCUCCGGAGGGACCAAGCCACACUUUAGACAAACGCAAAUGUUACGACAUGUUUACACAUUUUAUGGAAUGUUAUAUUUAGUAAUUUAUAUUUACUGCCACGUGUAUUUGAUACCACAGAAAUUUAAAGAAGAAUCUCACGUUGU
Molecule: messenger RNA, 1821 nt
Organism: Schistocerca nitens (vagrant locust)
Lineage: Eukaryota; Metazoa; Arthropoda; Insecta; Orthoptera; Acrididae
Product: beta-alanine transporter
Exons: 13
Coding region: 1-1644 (547 amino acids)
Biological process (GO): transmembrane transport
Cellular component (GO): membrane
Molecular function (GO): transmembrane transporter activity
Source: RefSeq, a predicted model, not a curated record